CCGUCUGUCCGCACUUGGGUCCUUGCUGCUGCCCCGUAACAGUUUCACUAACACUCGGAAAUAUCAGUACUUCAACUUAACAGUACAAGAGCGUUCUUUUUUUUUUAUUUCACAUUUAGAUUUACAAAACUCCUUUUGAGGAAACAUGUUUGCAUCUGAAACAUAACAAGCUUACAACACAUAAGUGAAUAGGCUAUGUAUACAUAGGCUACACAUUUCCAUUCUACGUGUAGAUUCACUUGCUUUGGAAAGCAGAGCUAGAGGGAUAAACAAACGUGGCACCACACCGGUAAGUACCAGAGGAAGUGGUUACAGUGCUGUGCUACGGCCAUAGAUCAGGACUGUCAUGAAGGCCAGAGCUUGUACAAGAAGGCAGUACGGCACCAUUCUCCUCGUUCUGGCCGUGGCUGUCUUAAUCUUAGUGCUACACAACAUGGACGUUCUGGAGUUUCAGGAUAUAAUGAAGUCCAUCAUCGUCCCAAAAGUUUCCACUGAUCCUGACAUGAAUCACAGCUUCUGCACCUUCCAGCCACUCUCCGCUGAGGACGCUCUGGAGGAACGCCUCCUACUAGACUCCAUUGCUUGGCCUGAAACUCCACCUUUGCCAUCUCCCGUUUCCCUGGAGCAGACCAGUGAUCCAGCUCACAGCACCUUCACCAUUCUCCCAAGGAGGGGAGGAGGACAGUGGCACGUAGGGGAUCAGCUGGAGGUCAUGAUAAAAAUGUCUGACUUCCAUGGUCAUCCCAAGAAGUAUGGGGGGGACUUCUUACUCGCCCGGCUCCACAACCUGAAGCUUGGUGCAGGUGUAGCUGGGCAAGUGGUGGAUCAUCUCAAUGGGAGCUACUCUGCUGUAUUCUCUUUACUCUGGGAAGGAGACGCACAGGUUGAGGUGACGCUGGUUCAUCCUAGUGAGGCUAUCACUGUGCUAAGCAGGCUGACCAGAGAACAUCCUGACAGGAUUUACUUCCACAGCCUCUUCCGCUCAGGCUCACUCUCUGAAACUACUGUCUGUAACGUCUGCCUGCAUCCAACCCAGCAGCCGCUGUGCAACUACACUGACGUCCGUACAGGCGAGCCUUGGUUCUGCUACAAGCCAAAGAACCUGAGCUGUGACUCCAGGAUCAACCAUUCCAGGACAAGAUACAAAGUAAACAUUGAGGCCAAUGAGACAAAGCUCUUUCAAAGGGGUGUCAACUUGAAAGUCUACGUUCGGGCGUCAGGACCUGCCAGUGUCACUGUUUUGCAAAAAAAAAUAGGUCAACCAGAGGUGAAGAGCAGCAAUGUGACAUCUAGACCCUCUGGCUAUUACUACCAGGGUUUGUGGCAAACACUGGAUGGUCCCACAGUUCACCAAUUCAACAUUUCUGCCAUCAGUCAGUGUCUGAAAGACAACGUGGUCCACAUGUAUGGAGACUCCACCAUCAGGCAGUGGUUUGAAUACCUCAACGCCAUACUACCAGAUCUUAAGGAGUUCGACCUGCACGGCCCUUGGAAAGUUGGACCUUACAUCUCCUUGGACUAUGCAAACAACAUCUUGGUGACAUACCGAUGCCACGGUCCUCCACUCAGUUUUACCAUUGUCCCAAUCAGCGAGUUUCGUUACAUUGCCAAUGAACUAGAUGGCUUAAUUGGAGGCACCAAUACUGUUGUAGUUUUUGGCAUCUGGGCUCACUUUUGCCCCUUCCCCAUGGAGGUGUACAUCCGGCGGCUGCAGAACAUCCGCAGGGCGGUGGUGCGGCUGCUCGACAGGGCUCCAGGCACAGUGGUCAUCAUCCGGACAGGGAACCCAAGAGCUCCGGCACUUGACGUGGCGCUAACCUUCGGUGACUGGUACUCGCUGCAGCAUGAUAAGAUGCUCAGAGCUAUGUUCAAAGGACUGAAUGUUUAUCUGGUUGAUGCCUGGGAGAUGGUUGUGGCCCACCACCUGCCGCACAACAUCCAUCCAUCAGCUCCCAUUAUUAAGAAUAUGCUUAAUGUUCUCUUGUCAUAUGUAUGUCCUCAAAAGGGUGGCUAGAUGUGUGUGUGUUGGGGGAGAGAACUGGAGAUUCAAGUGCACACUUGAGUUUACAUGUUGUCUCUGUGAUUUUACCAAAUGCUGCAUCUUGCCUUCAGUAGUCCCCAGCACAGACCAGUGUAUCCAGCAAAAGACGUGUUUUGUCUUUAAAUCUUGUGAGUUAUAAUGAAGCAGAUUUGUUGACUCGUGUUUGAAAAUGCCUCUAUUAAGCCAUGUUUACUGUGUAUUUUUUAUGUGUUUUGAAAUAAUUGAACUUUACUGUGCUUCAUAGAAACUCCACCGUUGUCUAGUGUUUUGGAGGUCUACCUGCAGAGUAACACAGACACACCAUCAUACAAGUAUGUGCUGUAUCAAGAAGACAUCCUCAAGUUGGCAUCUUGUGACCCGUCAUACGCCUUACUGUCAGGGAGAACAACAGUUUUACACAUACAGGACCUUUAUGAAUCAGAGAAAGCACCUACACUGGAGCUCAUGAACAGUGCAAAUGCUGUUGCAUUAAGUGAGUAAUCAAAAUUAGAGUUACUGCAAUGUCGAACAGUGUAAUAAUAAUAAUAAAAAAAAUAAUCAACAACAAAAACACUGUUUGACAGAAUAAGCACUUUUAAGUUGUCUCCUGCUUCUAAGUCAUGGUUUCAAGAUUAUCCUGUUGUAGCAGUGCAACACCGAUUUGAAAUAAAUAAAUCUUAAUAUCAAGAUCA
Epinephelus moara (kelp grouper) is the source of this 2712-nucleotide messenger RNA. RefSeq names its product NXPE family member 3-like. The transcript is spliced from 7 exons. The coding region runs from base 347 to 2014 and encodes 555 amino acids. The record is from RefSeq and is a predicted model, not a curated record. NCBI's taxonomy places the organism in Eukaryota, Metazoa, Chordata, Actinopteri, Perciformes, Serranidae.